Molecule: messenger RNA, 798 nt
Organism: Papaver somniferum (opium poppy)
Lineage: Eukaryota; Viridiplantae; Streptophyta; Magnoliopsida; Ranunculales; Papaveraceae
Exons: 4
Coding region: 1-798 (265 amino acids)
Source: RefSeq, a predicted model, not a curated record
AUGGAUGGGGUGGAGACUGGAGAAAAUGAAAAGCAGUGUGUUGAGGCAGGGAAGAAUCAUAUGCAUAAUCAAGAGGAUCUUGCUCUUGAGGAUGAUCCAUCUAAACCAGUCUGGUUCUUGACUUUAUGGGCAGACUUUCUUCUAAUGCUUCUUCUUCAAGUACUUCUAUAUCAAAGGGAUUCUCCUUACAUCAGUUUAAUUCAAGAAGCCGGGCUAGAUGAUAUGAGUUAUACUGGGAAAUCUUUUACUUGGUCUUCUAAUGUUCAUGGUACUGGAGUUCAACGUUCAAGACUUGAUAGAGCCCUCACCAAUGCAGAAAAACGUAACUGGAAAUAUUUACAAUGUUACGAAAGGAAUGAAUCUUUAAAAUCUGAAGUUGAAGCAGCUUGGAAUCAUCAGAUAAAUGGUUCUCAUGCAUUCAGAGUGUCCAAGAGAUUGGUCAUAACUAGAAAGUACGUCUCAAAGUGGAACAAGGAGAAUUUUGGGAAUAUUCAAAGAAUUAUCUUCCUACUGCAUCAGCAAAUUGAAGCCAUUCAACAAGAUAGUAAAGAUAAUGAUGCAACAUCUCAAGUGCAGCAGCCGAAGAACCAAAUCGAGCAUUGGAACCAAAUACAAAACGAAUUUUGGGGGAAAAAAGCUAGAGAUGAAUAUUACCUGGAGAUGGAUAGAAAUACGAAGCAUCAUUAUGCAAAUGCCAAUAAAACAAGGUCAAAAAACAAUAUUACAGCGUUAAAAGAUGAAAAUGGAGAUUGGUGUACAACUAGAAUGGAAUUGGAGAGAUUGCUCACUCGUUACUAG